GAAUGACAGUGCGCUUCCUCCAUAACCCUCCUCAUGUCUCUCGCUUCUCAGUUCAUCAUCAGGUCAUGUCAUGGCACACAUCAUAUGGCCUGCUUUACCAUCUGUAAUAACGCCGAGCACAUGAAAAAAAGGAACGACGAGCAUAGGACGUAGUAAUCCUCACAACGCCCAUCGCUGCGGCUACUCCGAAUGGCUUCUUACAUUUGUGUUCAUGAAUCCUCCAUUACUUGAUAAUGCCGAUGAGCCGAUGCUAUCGGAGAAGCAUCCGAAGGCUUUGCAAGACUUGGAGGAGAGAAGAAGAUCUUCGCUCGACACUCCUGGAUCAAUCUGGCUGUUCGGCGCUCGCAUUGAGGUAUUCUCACCUAAGUGGAUAAGUCGAGGUACAGUUCAAUGCAGUCCCUGCCACUUCUUACCCCUACAAGCCGGGUACGAAAGUCGUUGUGGCUGCAUUCGCACCAACGACUCUUUCUCUCUCGCGCACUAUUCUCCUUGCUCUACGCCCAUAACCCAUCAAGCAAGGGUUCAUCGUGGUCAUCGAAGAAGCAUCGAAGCAGCCUCAACGGCUUUAAAUAGCAACGGAACAUCACAAAUCACUGUCAUGCAUAUGACGCCCGGGGAAAACAAUAUAUGCAACAACAAACACCUCUCUCACAUAUCAAUGACUCCACUUCACGGCCCGCAAGAACCAUAUCUGGAGUCUUGGCACGACACUUGAGAAGUCACACCUCCACUCAUACAUGCAGAGACAGAGGCAGACUGCUCACUCAUCAUUCGCAGGCCUGUGAGUAAGGUUCCAGCAGAGCAAAGCCAAAGUCAAGACGUGGUGUCAUCAAAUGAGAGUCUCGGGAAUUGAUUUCACCGCGCCAAGCCUUCCUCACGGAACAGUUCCCUUCGCUGCAGCUCGUCUCCAAAUGCGGUUCCCAGCAAAGAGGAGUUCGACAUGACAUCCCGACGGCCAACCUCCCAAUUGCCUUGCUGCACCAAUAUUCCCUUC
Molecule: messenger RNA, 994 nt
Organism: Mollisia scopiformis
Lineage: Eukaryota; Fungi; Ascomycota; Leotiomycetes; Helotiales; Mollisiaceae
Exons: 2
Coding region: 212-715 (167 amino acids)
Source: RefSeq, a predicted model, not a curated record